AAAUUAAAUUCAUAUUCAUAUUCAAAUGCCAACCUUCCUGAGCGCUUCAUAAUAUUUAAAUAAAUUAUAAAAGGAAAAUAAAAAUCUUAAUUCUAAUUCAGUAUUGCGGAGCACGAUGUCUGUAGCAACAAAACGUAAAUAUGUCGUCAAAGAGCUCUUUGAAAUGAGUCGUCCCACCGCUUCGCAACAUAUCGUGCGAAUCACCGCGGCACGUGGCAAUCAUCUCUACGAAGUCGUCACUCCUACCGGAGAACAGUAUCUAGUCUCAAUGCCCAAUAAAUUCAGGCAGACCAUCUGGGUGAAAAGAAAUGAUUACAUUGUCAUCGAGCCAGUGGAAGAAGGCAACAAAGUUAAAGGCGAAAUCGUUAAGAUACUCACAAAGGAACACAUAACAUGGUAUCGCACACAGAAUUGUUGGCCUUCGGAAUUCGAUGAGGACCUAAAGAGAAAGGGACAUUCGAUAAUGACGAAUUAUACUGCGUGUACCGAUGAGGAUCUCUUCGUAAACACGAAUAGACGAUACGCUGAUGACUCAUCUGAAACGAGCUCUUCAUGUUCCAGUUCUUCUGAUCAUGAGUUUGAUCCUGAACCCUAAUCCUAAUUAUUGAAUCGUGGAUUAAGAUAAUAGACUUUCUUUAUAUAUUGUAAUAUAUAAAAUAUAUUGUAAAUUUGCAUAUAAUAUAGAUAAGUUCGUACUUCAUGUGAUAUAGAAAAGGCAUCGAGAUUUUUAUCCUGUUUUGUUGUAUAUUAUCAAUGUAAUAAGAGAAAAGAAAUCUUCCCCUUUCAUAUCUUUAUAUCACUGUAUAGAUAAUUAUAUAAUAAAAUACUACUUUUGCAUAUAA
Ooceraea biroi (clonal raider ant) is the source of this 842-nucleotide messenger RNA. Its product is annotated as probable RNA-binding protein EIF1AD. Gene Ontology annotation, biological process: translational initiation. The record is from RefSeq and is a predicted model, not a curated record. NCBI's taxonomy places the organism in Eukaryota, Metazoa, Arthropoda, Insecta, Hymenoptera, Formicidae. Gene Ontology annotation, molecular function: translation initiation factor activity; RNA binding. Gene Ontology annotation, cellular component: nucleus.